Molecule: messenger RNA, 3028 nt
Organism: Haplochromis burtoni (Burton's mouthbrooder)
Lineage: Eukaryota; Metazoa; Chordata; Actinopteri; Cichliformes; Cichlidae
Product: P2Y purinoceptor 1-like
Exons: 1
Coding region: 212-1171 (319 amino acids)
Biological process (GO): G protein-coupled receptor signaling pathway
Cellular component (GO): membrane
Molecular function (GO): neuropeptide receptor activity
Source: RefSeq, a predicted model, not a curated record
GCAAACAACAGAGUGUAUAAACGUGUGAAAACUGCCACUCCUGCAUGGUUACAUUUUCCUGUUUUCAGUGAAAGAGGUGAGUCAGUUAUCUCAUAGCUCACAGACGCAACUCAGGAAGUGUAUAAAUGUGUGUGUGCUUUGAUCUGUGCAGUGAAGGCUCUCACUCAUCGAGGAGGAGGAAUUGUACCGACUGCUAUCAAGGAAGGACACGAUGAACAACUCUUGCAUCAGCUUUGACUUUACAGGAAAAUUCCUGCCACCUGUCUACAUUUUAGUAUUCAUCACUGGCAUGGUGGCUAACGGACUGGGAUUGAGGUCAGUGCUGCAGAAAUGGGAGAAACUGGGGAAUGUCUCUGUUUUCGUUUUCAACCUUGGACUUGCAGACAUUUUGUAUUUGCUCACACUCCCUUUUCUGAUGGUGUACUACUUCAAGGGUGAUCAGUGGAUCUUUGGAGAAGCCUUUUGCAAGACAACAAGAUUCUUCUUCAACCUGAAUUUAUACGGCAGCAUUGGAUUCCUCACCUGUAUCAGUGUGUACAGGUACUUGGCUAUUGUCCAUCCAAUGAGGAUGAUGGGGAGAAUAACUGUGACUCAUUCUGUGGCUAUCUCAGUCAUGGUCUGGCUGCUGGUGAGUGUUCAAAGUCUUCCAGACAUGUUCGUCCCCAAAUCACCCAUAAACAAUACUAAGAAGUGUUUUGAUACCACCUCUGAAAAGUACAUUGAAGAUUAUCUGAAAUACAGUUUGGGAUGGACACUCACUGGUUUUUGCAUCCCCCUGUUCAUCACCCUCAGCUGCUAUGGACAUAUGAUUGCUGUUCUCUGCCACAAUGAUAACAUUGAUGAAGUACUGAAACAAAGAAGCUUAAAGUUGUUAUUCAUCUUGAUUCUUCUGUUCUCUGUUUGUUACAUCCCCUAUCAUAUAUUAAAAAAUCUCAACCUCUUGUCAAGACUAAGCGUAAUCAAGGGGACAUGUCAUAAAUGGUCUAAUGGAGUCUAUAUUGGUCAUCAGAUAAGCCGUGGCCUUGUGUGUCUGAACAGUGCGCUCAAUCCUCUAGUUUACCUGCAUGUAAGUGAAGAUAUUUGUUCUCAGCUCAGACAGCUACUCCAACAAGCUCGCCAAGCUGUCACUAGUCUGUACACCUCUAACCAAACUUCAGUCACGGAUACUUGAAAUGUGCCGAUGAACAUGAGGAGUACGCCUCAUCUGAGACUCAUCUGAGACUUUUGUAAGAAACACAAAAAUGUUGCUUUUUACUAAAAAGCAAAAAUAAUACUUAAAAAAUACCUGAAAGACGAGUUAUUGCAUUUGUGAUGUAGUUGCAUGGUGUCAUGCAUGGGAGGUUUGCAGCUUGAAUGUGUGAAAACAAACAGGAUAUGAUGCUGCAUGCUUCACUGCUGAUAGAAGGUUAAUGUUAAUAGCAUGUCACAUGUAUGUACACACGCUGAAAGUCAAUUUUGAUUAUGUUGUAUAUACUGUAUAUCUAUACUUUGAGCAUUUGAAUUCAAGCCUCCUCAUUGUUGUUCUGCUGUCUAACUAUAAUUAAAGGCUUUUUAUUCAGAUUUCCCUUAUUUUUGAUAGUAAGUGCAUAGUUGAUGCUUUCUGUCUUUUUAAUUAUUUUUCAGUAAAAUAAACUGUUUUGUCUAGAUCUCAUUUUUGUUUUUUAUGUACAACACAUUUCCAGCAAUUGAAUUAAAUGUUUCAAAUAUUUGAGGAAAAUCAGCUUUGCAAAUAUUUUUAAAGGUGGUAAAUCAAUUCAAGAAUACAAUUUAAGAUCGCAAGAAUACACAGUUGUUUUUGUGAAAGAACCGUAAUGUAGUCGAUUAUGAUAUCCUCUGACUGCAUUUCGUUACCUUGUACUUGUGACAUGUCCAAUGACAAUAAAGUUGAAUUCUAUUCUAUUCUAUUCUAUUCUAAAAUGCCACAGGAUAUCUCAUGUAAAAUUAUGGUAACACCUAUAUUUAUUUUCCUCUCUAAGAAGUGAACGCGCAGUUUUUCCGCUCUCACCAUGGUUGUAUAUGUUACACAGACGUUCGUUUACCACAGAUAGCAAAGUAAAUGCACCCCUAAAGGUUUAAAGUCUCUGAGGUUGUUAUCAGAAGCAAUACUACUUUAUACUUUGUCAUUAAAGUCGAGAUAUUUUCAAAUGUAUUGUAAUUAGCAGGUCAUUUGCUUUAAAUUAGCAGCAUCAUGUUUGGAAUGAAGAAAAUGCUCCAUUCCAGCAAAGGAACCUCAUCAGACAUUUUGGAUAAGUAAAAGUGGCAGGUUUAUGUUUUUCCCAGUCAAAAAGACUCACUCUUGAUAAAACUAUGACUUUUAGACAAAUUUAUUAUGGAGAUUCUGCAAUUUUGCACACAACACUAGCUGCAAUUAAAACCAUUUAUGACCUAAAACAUAAUUUAACAUAAGUCCUAAAUAUGUCAUUGCCUGUGAGUCUUGAUGGGUUAUUUUGUGAUUUCAGGUUGUUAUUGAAAGUUUUCAGUUUGCUUGUAAUUAUUAUUCCACAGCUUUAGUUUUAAUUAUUAUUGUAGGUUGAGUUUUACUAUUCUUUCUAUUAAUGUUCUUCCAUUCUGAGUUGUGUUAGAAUUAUUAUUCUACUUUGAAUUCAUUCAUGUUUUUGUUUUCAUGUAGUUUCCAUAGUUUUUCUUGUCACUUGGUUUAGCUUCACCUCUAAUCCGAGAAGCUUAUUCAGUUCUAGGGUCAAAUGGUGGAGAGUCACAGAGUCCCAGUCCAGUAUUUGGCCCUAGAACUGAAGAAGUCUCUCGGAUGAGAGGUGAAACGUCCUCAAGCAAUUUAACGAAGUCCAGAUGUUUUUUUUUCCAUGCUCCUUAGACUACGAUGACCUCGAUGACGGAGAACCUUCACAGACAGCUUUGAGAUGCAUUUGUAGAUAAAAGGUAUGUCCCAAUUCAUAGACCGCAUCAUUCGAAGGCCAAUUACGUCACAGCCAGGCGACGAAGGCUGUCCCAUUUAAAGAUUCCUCCAAAUGCGGCUGACAAAUGCGUCCUUCAUUUCCCUGAAUUUGACGGA